Molecule: messenger RNA, 840 nt
Organism: Colletotrichum tamarilloi
Lineage: Eukaryota; Fungi; Ascomycota; Sordariomycetes; Glomerellales; Glomerellaceae
Exons: 2
Coding region: 1-840 (279 amino acids)
Cellular component (GO): nucleus
Source: RefSeq, a predicted model, not a curated record
AUGACUCCUACAAUCCUCAUCGCUGGCGCAACGGGCAACACUGGUCGAAGUGUCGUCGAGACUCUCUCCCGUUUUCUGGGUAAUAGCGAUGUUUCGCCUGACACUCGCAUCCUUGCUCUUACGCGUUCCAUCGAUUCGUCGGCUGCCCAGCAUCUUGCAAGUCUCCCUAGUGUUACAGUGAUCGAGAAGAACUGGGUCGAUAUCAAUGCCUCUUGGCUGCGCGAACAGAACGUCAUCAAGGCUUUCAUCGCAUCACACAACGGUCCGAGCCAAUUCGCCGAGGAAUCGACCUUCCACCAGGCCGCACUGAUGGCCGGCGUACAGUACGUUGUGCGCAUCUCCACAACGGCUGCCAACGUCCGUCCAGACUUCGAGGCUUACUACCCGCGGACUCAUUGGGCUAUUGAGACCAUGUUGAGUUCGCCAGAAUUCAGAGAACUCAAGUGGACGUCCUUACAGCCAAACAUUUUCUUCUCGGCACAUCUUUACAGUGCGGUUGAGUUUGUCAAAGAAUACCGUCAAACGAAGAAGCAGGGAAUUCUGAAGCUCAUCGCCGACAAGGACGCACCCGUAGGCGCAAUAGACCCUGACGACAUUGUGAUGGAGGAGGCAAUUGGUGAGCCCGUGGACAACGUCGAGUACAGGGAUGUGUCUCUUGUGGACGCUAUGGUAUUGGCAACAAAAGAGUCCAAGAACGUGAUAUCCUCGAUCAAAGCUGCUCCAGUCACGCUGUGGGAAGGCAAAUGCCCGGCGUCGACCACAAGCAAAGAAGUCAUCGAAAUAGCCGCGCCCAACCGUUCAGUCAUUGAUGCGUGGAAAGCCCUCCUGUCUGCAAACUAA